AUGGCUGUACGCGACAAAUAUUUCGCACUAUCCGCCACCUCCGCUUUGUUCAAGCACGCUGAAGCCAAGCUGAACACUAGAUUCGCCGCUGGGUCCCUCCUCAUUCGCUAUGUACCUGUCGAUGGAACUAUGAUGAUCGAUCCUGAAACUGUAAGGAAUCUUGAGUUGGUAGGAAACAUGUCGAACAAGAAGUCGCCUCAUUCUCUUUUCGGAACUAUCAACCAUACCUUCACUUCCAUGGCGUCUCGAUUACUACGCGUCAAUCUUCUGUCUCCAAUCACAGGGCAGAGUGCUAUUGAAGCACGGCUAGACGUCGUCGAAGAGUUUGUUAAGAGUGAAGAUGCUUUCACAAACGUGAAGGUAUCUCUGAAACCGAUGAACAAAAUGGAUUUCGACAAGCUAAUAGUUUCUCUUGCUUCGUCUGAAACGAAACCUACCAGCACGGCCCAGGGAGCAUCCACUCGCGUGUCGCAAAUGCUGAAUCUGCGGAACAUCAUCAAGUGCAUUCCUCAGCUCCAGCAGGCUCUUAGUGGAUGUAAAUCACAUUUGCUUCGAAUCGUCUGCGACAUGGUCUCGGACGAGCGUAUUGCUAACAUUGAUCGAUUAAUCGCCAAGAGCUUGAACGAAGAUACUUUGCCUUCCAAGCAUGGCAUCGGUGCUGUCAAUGCUCGCGUCUACGCCGUGAAGGCAAACUACAAUCGGCUGCUAGACGUAGCCCGCGAGACAUAUAAAGAAAAUGUUGGCGACAUCUACGCCCUCAACACUACUUUGUCAGAGCAGCACGACCUGCCGCUGACUCUUAUCUAUCACGACACGGGUUUUGUAUUCUCAUUGAAGAAGUCUGAUGUGACAGACGAAUUGCCGAGGGGUUUCAUUAAUGCAUCGUUGAAGAAAGGGAGAUGGCAGUUCUCCUCUAUGGAGUUGAAAAAGAUGAAUGCAAGGAUGAAAGAUGCUUUAGACGAGACUUUGAUUCUGAGCGACAAAAUUAUUCAGGACCUUGUCGCAGAAAUUCUCAUUGACGUGGGAGCCUUGUAUAAGGCAUCAGAAGCGAUUGCCCUGGUGGAUAUGUUGCUGUCAUUCGCCCAUGUAUCCAUCAUGCGCAACUACGUCAGACCAGAAUUCACGGGAACGCUUGCUGUCAAGGCAGGCAGGCAUCCUAUUCUAGAGACUCUACGCACGAUGGGCACGCUUGUACCCAAUGAUGUAUACUGUGAUGAUUCUUCCUCUUUUCAAAUCGUUCAGGGACCGAACAUGUCCGGCAAAAGCACUUAUCUACGUCAAGUGGGGCUAUUGACUGUGAUGGCUAUGUGCGGAUGUUUUGUACCGGCAGAGUACGCAAGUUUCCGGACACACGACGCCCUUCUCACCCGGUUGUCAAACGACGAUGACAUGGAGAAGAGUCUCAGUACAUUCGCUAGUGAGAUGGCAACGUCUGCGAUGAUUCUUGGUCUAGCCACUCCGAAUACCCUUAUCCUCAUCGAUGAGCUUGGAAGGGGGACUUCUCCCAGAGAAGGCGUGGGUAUAUCACACGCCAUUGCCGAGGCUUUGAUGGAACACAAGUCGUUUGUCUUCUUUGCGACGCACUUUAACGAGCUGAGCACCACGCUUUCUCGUAAGCCCUCUGUAGUAAAUCUGCACCUAUCCGUUCAGAAAUCACGUCCGUCUGAGUCCAAUCUUGGGAUGACUUUUCAAUACAAGAUCGUCGAUGGUGCUCCUGACGACAUGUCGCAUUAUGGCACGUUCAGGAGAAGUCGACUUGGCAGACUUGAACUCGCUCGACUUGCCGACUUACCAAGUGAUGUACUCACAGAGGCUAAAAGAGUCUCUUCGAACCUCUCUGCUUUGCACGCACGCAACGAGGAGGAGAGCGAGAGCACGCAGAUCACUACAAGACGAAAAGCAUUGUUACGGUUAAGAACACAAUUGAAACAGGCGCUAGAUCACUCUAUGCUUCCAGACGAGGAGCUACUAACGUACAUCGGGCGUUUCCAGAGAGAUAUCACUAGGGCUUUCUUGUAUGGUAAGUGAGCUAGAGUGAGUGUAAGAAAUAGGUUGGGGAAAUGCAACUUUCAUUCUAAAUACGCU
Molecule: messenger RNA, 2085 nt
Organism: Desarmillaria tabescens
Lineage: Eukaryota; Fungi; Basidiomycota; Agaricomycetes; Agaricales; Physalacriaceae
Product: muts domain V-domain-containing protein
Exons: 25
Coding region: 1-2028 (675 amino acids)
Biological process (GO): reciprocal meiotic recombination; mismatch repair
Cellular component (GO): nucleus
Molecular function (GO): ATP binding; mismatched DNA binding; ATP-dependent DNA damage sensor activity
Source: RefSeq, a predicted model, not a curated record